ACAGUGAGUCAUCUUAUAAGAAAUUAAGAAAACUGCUGGUUGGCGCUUGGCGCAUUGCCUACGCAUUUUUAACUGUUUACACGGAUGUUAGCUUUGUAUCUAUUCAUUCCUUUCUUGUUUUAGGACUUAUAGUAACUAUUAAAAGUAACAUUUUUUUAAUUAUUCAUAUUACCGGGUAGAAUUUAUAAAUGAACGUUGGCUAAGUAACCGUCAAGCUAGAGACGUAAAUAACUUAAAAAUGGACUUGUUUAAGCACGGUAUGAAGGGUCCCUUACGUCCAGCACCUUCAGUUCCACCGCUAAAUGGUGUGAAUCGCUACUCACCUGUCACCAAUUGGAAUGAUGAUCCCUUCGGAGCUGAUGUCUUUGAACCUACACCACAGUUUGCACAGAAAAAGAAGCCUCCACCUCGCCCCCCACCACCAAAGCUCUCCAGACAGCCGGAUAUUCCAGCUAAACCUUCCCACUUCAUCCGUAAACCAACAGUUCUUUCAUCACUUCUAUCACGUAAAAGUAAAACAGUGACACAAAAUUCAACAGUGAAACAACAUAUCGUGAACACAGAUUUUGGAAGUGAAGUAGACACUAAUAAAAUGUUUCCCAAAUGCGAAACGAGGAAUGUGCAAACUGGAGCAUUGAUUGAUUUUUCAUCACCACCGAGCUCACCAACGUUCACCACACGGUCUAGCAGUGACGGUCUCAGUGUUGACAGCUUUGGUUCAGAUGCUACUACGUCAACAAAUCAUCAUAAUCACUUUAAUGGUGGCAACGUUUCUCAACCUGAGAGUGGAUUCGAAGAUGAUUUCGAUUUAUUCUUAAACAAUAGAAAGCAAAUACAUAAAGAAGAUACAUUAGAAGAUUUGUUCAUAGCAGAUCCGUUCUCACCCCAACCUUUAACAAAGCCGCCUAUUAUGAAAAAACCGGUGAUAUAUCGUGAUAUUUAUGAUUCAACAAGCAAUAUUCAGGGUUCUGUGUUUAAAGGGCCAACAAUAAUACGAGCGAAACCCGCCAGGCCUAAACCACCUGAUAGCUCAGCAAUAUUGAAAAGUACAAUAAAUAAUAUGGCACCUUCUUUUAUGAAUGUGAACACAACUGUCCCUAUACAGAAGAUUAGCAGUGGCUUUGGAGAUUUCGAGUCGAAACCAUUCAGUUGGGAUGACGAAAGUUCACCGGAGAGGGAACCGUCACCCCCAAUGCCGACGAUACCACCACCACCGCCGCCCGUGGUCGACGACGACCCGACCUGGCCCGAAGACGUCCAAGAUUUCUUAUCUGAGAACAUGCUCGAAAAUAUAGAAGAUACGCAACCAUACGCGAUCGCUUUAUUCGACUAUUUCACAGAUCAUGAAGAGGAUUUAUGUUUUUCGGCGAAUUCAAAGAUCUUUCUAACAAGGCGUGUCAACGAGGAGUGGCUGUCGGGAAGAUUAAAAAAUGGCGUCGAAGGUCUUUUUCCGUCCAAUUACGUGGAGAUUAAGGUGCCUUUACCAAAUGAUAUAGCAACAAAACCGAUACUUGGUGAGGCGAUCGCAUUAUACGACUUCGAUCCAGUACAAACCGGUGAUUUACGGUUUUCAACAGGCGAUAGUAUACGAGUUAUGCAAAAAUUGAACGAAGAAUGGUACUUCGGAGAGUGUAAAGGCGUAAAAGGACAAUUUCCUGCGAAUUACGUCCAAAUGAGUUGAAUAAGGUGUAAUAUUUUAAUUUCUAAGCGUUUAUUCUAUCUGGUAAAACGGUUCAAAAUAUAAACGUAAAUUUUAGGAACUACAUAUUUUAU
This is a messenger RNA of Papilio machaon (common yellow swallowtail), 1773 nucleotides long. Its product is annotated as protein app1. Bases 239 to 1681 code for a protein of 480 amino acids. NCBI's taxonomy places the organism in Eukaryota, Metazoa, Arthropoda, Insecta, Lepidoptera, Papilionidae. The transcript is spliced from 4 exons. Gene Ontology annotation, cellular component: Rvs161p-Rvs167p complex; mating projection tip; medial cortex. The record is from RefSeq and is a predicted model, not a curated record. Gene Ontology annotation, biological process: endocytosis; actin cortical patch localization; plasma membrane tubulation. Gene Ontology annotation, molecular function: protein binding; lipid binding.